UAGCGGAGCGAUGACUUCUCUUAGAGCAACUUACGAAAUUGGCCUGGAUUUCAUCGAGUUUUUAGGGGAAAGAAAGUCCAAAAGGGAUAAAAAAGAGCUUCGAGACAUUUACAACUUGGAGUUUAAAAGGGCUGGAGAACAUCCAAGUUUUUCUAAACUGAUCUUCGCCUUGCAGCAGUUCAACCAAGCCAGUUUAAGAAAAGGAAAAAUUAUCCUGCAUGCCAAAGCUCAGGUGCAUGUCUACAGUGGUAAGCGGAGAGCGGACACAAAGCUGAACACACCUUCAGGCUCCCAGCCUGCCCAUGGCAAAAAGGCUCCAGACUCUUCAGGCACCUCUCAGGCAUCGCCAUCACCGGUCAACCCUAUCCUUACACCAAAGAAAAGACUGGCUCAGGAAAUCCUUCAAAAACUUAAUGCGAAUAGAGCAUCACUUAUCUCCAACAAGGGAGGCAUCUGCAUCACAUCAGAUCCCAAAACCACCAAUGGAAAACUUGUGUUCAACAUUAAGCUUGGAGAUAAGGUGCAUGUGGUGAAGUACAACAUCAAGAAUAAUGGCCAGAAAUGUGUUUACUUUACCUUCUACACUGCGCUGCACAAGAUACGCUGCUUUACUUUGGUUGAUAAGAGAAGAGUGAGCAGGGUUUGCCCUCUGCUCCUCUGCCCAGGUGAGAGCUAUGCAGUGGAGGUGCAUUACCAAGUCCACCAUCAUGGACACUUCCCAGCCACCAUGUACUUUGAGUUCUGCCCCGAGUCAGAGGAGUCAGGCACCUCCCAACCUUUCUGUAUUGUGAGGGAAAUAGAGGCAGUUGUGCGCAGCCAGCUUGGGACUGAGCUGGGCCCAAAGAGUGAGUACAAAGCCAGAAAAAACCGACGAUUGCGUCCUGUAAACAGAGUGGUCGAGGAGGGUGUGCCUCCUGAGAGCUCUAUAACACAUGCUCUAAAGCCGACGGUAAAGCUGACUGACUACAAAUACCCAUCUUACCUGAGGGUCUUGGCCAGAUACCAGAUAGCUGAUAAUGAGAAUCUUUACCCUGCUGCACGACUCCAGCUUCCCAGAGUCAGAGGUCUGUUGCAGAAACCCCUGUGUAUGAAGCGUUAUACUGAACGUUUCCACCUGCUCCUGCACUUAGAGGAGAUUCAAAUGGAGGAAGAUAUAAAGAAAUAUGAUCUAUAUGAACAAACCAUGACGCGUGACAAAAACAACAAAAGUCUGCUUGUUCUUCAGGUGCCUGGAGUGGCAGAGAACAGACCAUCUGUGCUGAGAGGAGAUUAUUUAACUGUGUGUUUAUCUGAUGACAAAUAUCAGCCUAUCACCAUGUAUAAAGGCUACGUUCAUCGUGUAGAACUGGACACCAUUAAGCUGGGCUUCUCUAAAAUUCUUGUACAGAAAUUCAUCGCCAAUAUAAAGGUUGAUGUGGAGUUCAGCUUCAAUCGCUACCCCAUCAAACUCCAGCACCGAGCUGUAGAGCUGGCUGCUCAACACAAGCUGGGAAAUGUGCUGUUUCCCACUGACAGUGGAGUCAAGGAGGCAGCGCUGCCAAAGCUCAGGAUGUACGACAGAAAUCUAGAGGAGAACCCUGAGCAGAAAGCAGCUGUGCAGCACAUUGUGUCUGGCCAGUCUAAACCGGCACCAUAUCUGAUCUUUGGCCCGCCUGGAACAGGCAAGACUGUCACAGUAGUAGAGGCCAUAAAACAGGUCUGUAAAUCUGGUCGGAAUGUCCAUGUGCUGGCCUGCGCUUCUUCUAACAGUGCUUGUGAUUUGCUGUGCGAGAGGUUGCUGGGAUUUGUGGAUGUCCAUCGUCUCUAUCGCCUCUAUGCCAGCAGUAGAGACCUCAACACUGUGCCACAAAAACUACUGAAAUGCUGUAACUGGAAUGAAAAGCAGGGUGGCUUUGUUUACCCCUCCAAAAAGGAUCUGAUGGACUACACUGUCAUUGUGGUCACACUGAUCACAGCAGGAAGACUCGUGUCCAGUGGAAUUCCAGCUGGCCAUUUCACACACAUCUUCAUAGAUGAGGCAGGACAAGCUGUGGAACCAGAAUGUAUCGUGGGGAUUGCUGGACUUCUUGAUCCUGAGAAGAGCCAGCUGGUUUUGGCCGGAGAUCCGAAGCAACUUGGCCCCAUCCUCAGAUCUCAGGUGGCGCAGCAGCAUGGACUGGGACUGUCACUGCUGGAGAGAAUGAUGAGCCAGAAUUCACUCUAUCAGAAAGAUGAUCAACAACGUUACGACACUCGAUUUGUCACCAAGCUAUUGCGCAACUACAGAUCUCAUCCUGCCAUCCUUAAGAUUCCUAAUGAACUUUUUUAUGAUGAUGAACUUCAAGUGUUUGCAAACCAGAUGGAGCGAGAAGCCUUCUGUCACUGGGAGCACCUCCCCAAGCGGGACGUCCCGGUGAUUUUCCACGGAGUGAUGGGAAAGGAUGAGAGAGAGGAGAACAGUCCAUCCUUUUUCAAUGUGAGCGAGAUAGAGGUUCUCAUCGGCUACCUCAAAAAGCUACUGCUAACUCAGGGAAAGAAAGGUCUGCCCAAACUCAGCGCCAAUGACAUCGGCAUCAUUGCUCCCUACAGGAAACAAGUGAUGAAAAUACAGAAAGCUCUUAAAACAGUAAAGGAAAUAAAACAGUGGGAAGACAUUAAGGUGGGCUCGGUGGAAGAGUUUCAGGGUCAGGAGAGAAUGGUGAUCAUGGUGUCUGCGGUCAGGAGUAGCCUCAGCUAUGUUAAAAUGGAUGAAGACUUCAACAUCGGCUUCCUUACAAAUGAGAAGAGGUUUAAUGUAGCAAUGACCAGAGCCAAAGCCCUGCUCAUCGUGGUAGGAAACCCUGUCAUUCUCAACAAGAACCCCAUCUGGAACAGAUUCAUUCAUUACUGUGAGCAAGAGCAGAGCUACACCGGAUUUGACUACAAGGACGCUGAGGGGGAGGAUGAUCUAGUGACUCGACUGGCAUCUCUAAAAAUAAACACUGCCACUGAUGAUCUAGAAGAGAGUGCUCUGCAGCAGGAUGUGCAUCCUGAAUGGAGAAAUGAACAGUAAAACCUCUCAGACCUGCUGCCCUCCAAUCAACCACAUGUUUACUGAAAAAAGCCACUGGGCACUGGAGCACUUUCUGCAUUUUAGCCUUUAGGACAUUUUCUAGAACAUAAGUAUUCCAGUCCAGUAUUAUAAAACUGCUGACAAUUUAUUCAUAAUUUAAGCUUAAAUGUAUUUUAAAUUUAGGUUAAAUGUUUAAUUUAAUUUCCAAUCAUGAAAUUCAGGCUUUUUUCUAUUUCAUGUAAUGUACCAUUUACAAGCAUCCUCCAAAAAAAUGCAGUUACCAUGUCAUGUUGAGCCCAACAUGAUCUUAUGAAGAGAAUACACAGCUGGAGACAGUAUUUUUAAAUGUUUGGUUAAAUUGACAGUAGCAUAAAUCCACAGAGAAGUUUUAACCAUAAAAAUGUAGCAAUGCAUCUGAUUGACAGAUCAUCCAUGUAAACAUGUCACAAACUGUCUUAAAAUGCACCAUCACACCUUGGUUUUCCAAAACAUGCUUGCAGGGUCAGGAUUGGUUGUUGUGAGGGUGUUAGUAAAUAGCUGUUGUCACAAUGCUCAGUAUUUUGUGAUCACAAUUACAUUCACAACUGAUAGUCAUUUUUGCUGACCACUUUUUUCAGGUCAUGAUCAUGGUGGCUCCAGCACCAAAUGGAACUACUGGGGAGCAAGGCAGGAAUACUCCCUGUACAAUCAACCAGUCAAUAAAUUGCCUACAUCUGAAGUAAAUGGAGAGCAUUACAAACUAGUCACAGGCUGUGCCUGGAGAUGUUGUUGUGCGGCACCUGCACUACCUAUUGUGCCACUGUGCUGCACUUUUGUUUUAAGAAUAUAUCUGCUGAUUGGAUUAAGUUUUUCUGGGUGUGUUUUCAGUGCAAUUCUUAACAUCUUAACGUCACAUUUAUUGCUGCAGUUUGUGAGUUUGUGCCUCGUAGCACUAUCAACUUAUGACUCUCGACUCCACCUAAUCUGCAGUUUCAUACUGCAAAUUCUUACAAUGACCAUAAGGAUUUCCUUUUCAAAACACACUAGUAGGUGGAUUGUUAACUCGAAAUGCUACCAUUUGUGUAUUGACAACCAACCUUACACACAGUGUUUCCAGUACAGGCCCUGGACCCACUGUAGGUUCUAUUAAUAAACAAAAAUAAAGCUUUUCUGCACUCGCCACACACAUUUACCUGCACUGGCAUCUUAAUCUUUAACAGUGGUACAUAUGUGGGCUUGAACAACAAUGUAAAGUCUAUAUAUACGUAGAUUAGGUGCAUGCAUUAUUAGGAGCAACAGCUGGGCUACACUGGCACUGACUCCAGAAAAGUUGGAAAUGAAAAUGAUAUGAUAAUUUUUUUUAAUUAAAGGUGGCCAUUUUUUGCCAUUCUAGAAUAAAUGCAUAGUAACAACAGGCUUGAAAUCAAUGGGACAGCAGUGAGGAGGGACUGAUUUUCAUGUGCUUUGUUUGGACUAGUUUGGACCAAAUCCAUUGAAUGUGUACUGAUGCGACAAGCUAUUUUGUAACGAGUGCUAGCUUUACAUUGUGUUCCUACAAUAAUAAUUCUUAAUUUCCACAUGUAGAUAUACCCUUCUCAGUUUAUGUUGGGCUCCAUGAUACUAGAAGUAUUUUAAUAAUUAGGGCAGUUGUAGCAGUUGGGCAGUGAAGGUACUGGACUAGUAAACGAAAGGUCGCUGGUUCAAACUACACCACUGUCAGGUUGCCACUGUUGGACCCUUGAGCAAGGCUCUUAACCCUCAAUUGCUUAGACUGUAUUCUGUCACAGGACUCUUAGGUCGCUUUGGAUAAAAACGUCUGCUAAAUGCCGCUUACGUAUUACUAAAAUAAACGUAUUACUGCUGACUCCCAAAUUUCUAAAUUUCAAAUGACUGAAAUAGAUUACAAUCAGUCCCAACAAAUGUUUUAUGUCUUGCAUAAAGGGCUUUUUUUUGGAUAACAUGUGCAUCACUAGUUUGGGUUUCUAUGUAUUACACUGGCCUUACAGAGAUCAUUUCAUUGUUUCUAUGAAUUUGAGAGGAAAUAUGGGUUUGUCUGUUUUACUUUACAUGUCAAAUAUAUUUAAAAAAGCAAAGAUUUAGACUAAGGAAGCUUAAUUCUAUUUUUAGAGCUUAAGUAAGAUCAGUUUAGUCAUUAAAGUAAUUGUGUAACAUUCCAUAUUUCUUGUACACUCUUGUUAUACAACAUGUGAUACAGAAAAGGACACACCACUAUGUACACAAACCUAAGCUAAUACAGGUUUAUUAGCAUAGAUGGACUAUUGUCCAUUCUGAAGCAGUUUCUUUGAUUAAAACUCUAAAGGGUUUGUAGUGGUUAAAAUAAUGGCCAUUUGUGGCAUUUUUAAAGUUAUUUCAUAUUUCUAAAUGCAACGUUCAGUGCUUGAAAUGUACCAUUAAUGUUAAAAACACUGCCAAGAACUACUAAAUGUAUGUAAAAUGUGAAGUUCUCUUCAUGAAUGGCUGUAACUUCGACUUUUAUUAAAGCAAUUCAGUCUUGUUUUACACAAAUAAAGAAAAUAAAGAAACAGCCCUGACAAACAUUAACUGCUUGUUAGCAAUGUGACCAACAAAACUACCAACUUUGCAUAUUGAGCCCUCACUGCACGGCAGCAGUGUUACCAGUAAUCUCAUGUCCUACCUGUGUUUUGACGUUCUGCUGUGAUAAAUCAUCCUAAUAAUAAUGUUAUAUUCAAUAUGUGCAGAAUGUUUAUGGUGCUGUUGCAUUAAAAUGAUCUGUGACCACAUAUUUCGGAUUAUAGCGCUUUUAAUUUGUCGUUUUAGCAGCAAAGUUGGAUUGUGGACGCAACACACUGUCAGAUAUUUGGCAACCUUUGAGAAAUUUUAAGCACGAAUUCCCUUGAUUGACUCUUCAGUAUGAUACACUUGCUUUAUUCAGAUUAUUUUAUCAAAUAAUUUUCACUCUGUACUCAAAAU
This is a messenger RNA of Trichomycterus rosablanca, 5962 nucleotides long. RefSeq names its product Mov10 RNA helicase a (gene mov10a). Lineage: Eukaryota; Metazoa; Chordata; Actinopteri; Siluriformes; Trichomycteridae. Gene Ontology annotation, cellular component: P granule; cytosol. The coding region runs from base 11 to 3031 and encodes 1006 amino acids. Gene Ontology annotation, biological process: regulatory ncRNA-mediated post-transcriptional gene silencing. The transcript has 22 exons. The record is from RefSeq and is a predicted model, not a curated record. Gene Ontology annotation, molecular function: 5'-3' RNA helicase activity; RNA binding.